GUUCCUUGCCUUCAUCAAAUCCCACCCUCUGCUCUUUCUCUCUCUCUCUCUCUCUCUCUCUCUCUCUCUCUCUCAAUGUCUCUCUCAUCAUCAACAGUCAUACCCAAAUUGUUCCGGGAAUGCUCUCCCGAGAUUAUCUUCGAGAUUUUAUCAGAGGAUUCUUUGGAUGCAAGGCACCUUCGUCCAUUCCUCGAUACAGUGAUGUCCGAAGGUGCCAUUGGCAUUUCAGCCUCGUAUCGACGCCAUUGCCAACUUGGCGCUAUCGCUUUCUCCUCACCAACUAGAGUUCUGGUAGUACAGCUCGCUAGUGGUGAUCUGUCUCUAGGCAGCAACUGUAGCAAGCGAAACAGAGUCAUCCGAGCAAGGAGCCUCCUCGAGAGACAAAUUCUCUGCAAUGCAAACUACCAGAAGUAUGCAUUUCAAAUGGAUCGUAUUGCGGUUGCCUUGUAUUUGGACAUGGCACUGCGAAUUGAUAGCGCAAUAGAUAUGCUCUCCGUGUCGCCAUCUGAUGACAGGCGAUCCCCGCAGGCGCUUAUGAAUGCAAUGGGUGGCGAGUCCACUUUACACCAGUCAAACGUCAAAGCGUUAUUUUUUAGUAACCAGUCACGCCCCGCGUCAAAUUCAGACCUUGUCCAGCAAGCCUGGGCAGCUUGUCAGGCGUCUAUCCUUCCUCACAUGGCCGUGCGCUUCCACGCUUUGAGAAGGAUCAGAACAAAUAUCAUACCGGAUGAACAUAUGUCAGCGCUUUCUAAGAUUUGCCGUGAUGGAGAGCUUUUAGAUUCCUUGAAGCCACUCUCUGUGAAGAACGACGUUAUGCCAGACAUUACGGUGAAGAUGGAUAACCUUAAGUUGACCUGUAGUCGCUAUCCGACUCGUAUCAGACUCUCGGCUCAGCAGUCCCUCCAAAUAGAAACACGGAAGGGUGUUCAAGUGUCAGGUCGUGCCAUCCACGUCAAAGGACGAGAAGCUCGGAUCAAAAUUCGGGGUUCCUUUCAUGGCGACGAAGUAAAGUCGGUGAGGACAAUCGGGGGAAUCCACCCUGUUGUCACAUCCGCUUUUCAAAGCCGUAUGGCUCCCAAAUGAUGCAAUACGUUGGCCGAAGUCCGGCCACACGAAGCCAAAGAUACCGAUCCAUUGCCCAGGUCUCGAAAUCAAUAUUUCUCAGGAAAGAGCCAUCAAGAAAAUCUUGUCUGCAUCGGAUGCGGAUCGAAUCGUGCUGAUUCAGGGACCCCCGGGAACCGGCAAGACGACGGUCAUCACUGCCGCAGUUACCAGCAUUAUUUCCUGUCUUGCUGCUAGUAGCCGGACCAUCU
Molecule: messenger RNA, 1313 nt
Organism: Pisolithus orientalis
Lineage: Eukaryota; Fungi; Basidiomycota; Agaricomycetes; Boletales; Pisolithaceae
Exons: 4
Coding region: 76-1083 (335 amino acids)
Source: RefSeq, a predicted model, not a curated record